Molecule: messenger RNA, 609 nt
Organism: Cetraspora pellucida
Lineage: Eukaryota; Fungi; Glomeromycota; Glomeromycetes; Diversisporales; Gigasporaceae
Source: the annotation of a GenBank genome assembly
AUGGUUAAACCUUCAACAAUUAUAAAAGCUUCGAAUAUAUUAGCUUACUUAUUGUUUCUUGCUGUAAACAUUAUUUGGGGAUUUGGUCCUAAUCAGGGAAAAUCUCCUUAUAAUCAUGAUUCAGUUAAUACAUAUAUUAACCCGGCUUUCUUCACUUUUUAUAUUUGGGCUAUUAUUCAUCUCUUCCUUGCUGGAUUUGAAAAAUAUCCUUCUCAAGACAAAUAUGAACUGUUCUUAAUCCAUAUUCCUUUUUCCCUUUAUCAUGCUUGGAUCUUUGUUUUAACAAUACUUACCACUUUUGCUUCAUUUACUCCUUAUAAAUCUAAUAUUAAUGAUGAAGGUCCAACUAUUGUAGUUCUAGUUUUAGUAAUAAUAGCUUUAAUUUUAAUGGAAGUUGUUGCUAUUGUAUAUAUUGAAAGAUUUAAAGAUGUAGCUGGUGCAUCAAUCAUUGCUUGGACUUUAUUUGGAAUAGCUGUUGAACAAGAAGAUUUAUUAAUUCAUUGGAUUGCUUUAGCAUUGAUGGUCUUGUGUGGUUUACAUAUUUUUAAACCUUAUAUGAUGAAAAUGGUUCGUAAAGAUAGUGGUAGUUCAAUUUUUUCUUUCAAAUAA